Molecule: messenger RNA, 2921 nt
Organism: Ruditapes philippinarum (Manila clam)
Lineage: Eukaryota; Metazoa; Mollusca; Bivalvia; Venerida; Veneridae
Product: patched domain-containing protein 3-like
Exons: 9
Coding region: 155-2803 (882 amino acids)
Biological process (GO): transmembrane transport
Cellular component (GO): membrane
Molecular function (GO): transmembrane transporter activity
Source: RefSeq, a predicted model, not a curated record
AAAUUUAGACAUGUCAGGUGACUAACGUAACGUAACAACGUAACGUGUUUCUGCUUCAUGUUUGACAGUGUAUGCAGUCUGAGCUUCAGAAGUUGAUAAAUUUUAGAGUGCUAUAUGCUACUGAGUGAAUGGAAAUAAUUCAUACAUUAUCAGAAUGAGAUUAAAUGGACUGUACGAAUGUGUUGAACGAAAGAUUGGCGGCGCGUUUGCGCGUUACGGAAGAUUCGUUGCUGCGCAUGCGUGGAAAAUCAUCAUAGUUGCCAUCAUUGUCAAUGGAGCGCUUGGUGUCGGAAUGAUGAGACUGAAAUCAAACAUUGAAGCUGAAAAUGUAUAUUUACCUCAAGGAACCCAAGCCCGUCACGAUGUACAGAGAAUGAAGAGAAUGUAUCCCGACCUCAGCGGAUCGAACUUCAACUCCCUGCAGCUGUUGCAAGAUGGGGCAUGGGCCAAGGUUAUAAUAAAAUCUAACUAUGGUAACCUGAUGAACAGAACAGUGCUGGAAGAAAUACGUGAACUGAAUAAUGCUAUACAGAACAUUACAGCAAUUGGCAAGGAUGGAACGCGUAUCAAGUAUUCCGACAUAUGCGCUAAAGUAAACGACCGUUGUGAUGUUGAUGGAGAACUGUUUUGGGACCCGGAAUUUCUGGCCGCCGUCGACACAAACAAGAUUACAUAUCCCAGGUUUACAACACCGACUGGAACCACUAACUAUAAAUCCGAUAUAGGAGGUACGAUAGUGACAGACGACAAUGAGAAUUACCUGCUUAGUGCUGAAUUCAUCAAUCUUGACUACAUCAUCAGAACUGACAAUGAUAAAUACACUAAACUUGCUGAAAUUUGGGUGGAUGAUUUUAAGGCGUAUAUGGAGACCUUCCAGUCGGAUAAUUUUGAUAUUGCCUACUCACAUUUUAAUUCAAUGGACGAGGAAUUGGACAGGAACAUUAAGGGAGAUAUUACACUGUUUUCUAUCACAAUGACCUUAAUGAUAACAUACGCAUGCGUGGCGACCUUAUCAUCCAGAAUUACAGACCAAGUUGGUCAAAGAAUGUGGCUAGGUUUUGGGGGCGUUUUAACUGCUGGACUAGCUAUUGUGUCCAGUUUUGGUCUUUGUGCUGCUGUUGGUGUGCAUUUUGUUAGCAUUGUUGGUGUUAUACCUUUUCUGAUCAUGGGUAUUGGAAUCGACGAUAUGUUUAUUUUAUUGUCUGGAUUAUCUGGCGCUCAGAUCCACAAAACCGUUGAAGACAAAAUGGCGGCCACGAUGAGAGCUUCCGGUGUAGGGAUCACAAUAACCUCCCUUACUGACCUUAUUGCAUUUAUGGCGGGAGCAGCUUCGAAUUUCAUCGCUGUGAGAAACUUCUGUAUUUAUACAGGUGCAGCUGUCAUUUUCUGCUAUCUGAAUAACGUGACAUUCUUUGCGGCGUGUAUGGCAAUAAAUGAACGCCGGGUUCAAGACAACCGCCAUUAUGGAUCAUGUAGGAGAAUCAAAACUAAAGAGGAAUUAAAAGAGGAAGGACAAUCGGACAGAUACAUCAUGUGUUGUGGUGGAAGACCGCCAACCAACCGUGAUGAGGCCGAGAGUUUCGUCGACAAACUUCCUCGGUGGAUUAUACCGAAAAUUGUUCUGAAAACGCCAUUUAAGAUCGGAAUUAUUGUGCUAUUUAUGGCGUACCUCGCGGCUUCCAUAUACGGGUGUAUCAAUUUAAAGCAAGGACUUAUUUUUACACAGUUAGUGGCUGAAGAUUCAUAUUAUUUUAAGUUUGCCGACUGGAAAGAGCAAUACUUCACUCGUCAAACACCGGUUUCUUUUGUAGUAACGAAAACGUACAAAUACUCUGAUCCCGAUACGCAUGCGCUGAUAGAGGAUCUGAUUAUAAAUGCACAAUCAAAUAGUUACUUCGAUAACACAUUCGAGGUAAACUGGCUAAAAACGUAUAAAGCUACAUCGUAUUAUGAAGACAGCAGUGAAAAGGAAUUCAUUGCAGGAUUUUUACGUUUUAUACAGGAUACGAAAUAUGCCUUAUUCGAAAAUGACGUAAUUGUAGACAGGACCCAAUCAAAAAUCGUUACGUCACGCGUAUACGUCAUGUCCGAUGAUAUGGUUGACAGCCAAGCAGAGGGAAAUAUGAUGUUAAAAUCAAGAGAGAUUGCAAACGCUGCAGAAAUAGAAUGUUUUGCCUUUUCUCCGUACUUUGUACCUUAUGAGCAGUAUGUAGCUAUAUUGGGUCAAACACUAAAGACUGUCGGUAUAGCUCUUGCAGCUGUUUUUGUGGUCACGUGUAUCUUUAUGCCACAUCCGGUGCUGAUUGUCUUCGUGACUGUCGCUGUUGCAAUGAUUAUGACCGGUGUAUUUGGAUUCUUGAUUUAUCUUGACGUGGCUUUAAGUUCAAUUACAAUGAUCCACUUGAUAAUGAGUAUAGGAUUUUCUAUUGACUUUACAGCACAUAUAUGUCACGGUUAUAUGAUCUCAGACGGGAAAUCACGAGAUUUAAGAGUCAAACAAGCGAUUGACAAAACUGGAGCUCCAAUUUUUCACGGAGCAAUUUCAUCAAUCCUUGGAAUCAUUGUGUUGGUUGGUGCAAAAUCUUAUAUUUUUAGAACAUUCGCUGCGGUCAUGUCAUUUGUCUUACUGUUUGGUAUUGCGCAUGCGCUAUUACUACUUCCUGUUAUUUUAUCAUGGCUUGGACCUGGUCGAUUAAACGCCACUGAAGACAGUGAGAAUACUGAGAUUGGCACCAGUGAAAGUAAAGGUGCCGACCUUGUGAAAAUGACAAAUGGUAAAUAUUCAUUUGAUAAACAGGCUUGAAAUACAGAAUCAGAUUGAAAAUAAUUUCAAAAUAAAUUUUCAAUAUAUUUUAAGCGCGAUUUAUUACAUAUAUACAUGAUUUUUUUAUAAAUAAAUUUAUUGUUGAACAUUUUGUUUU